AAUCAGUCAAAAAUUAUUCAUUCCUCGUUUCUCAGCGAAUGGUGGAGGAAAGUGCGUCGUAAAUAUUACACAAAAAUCAUACCAUAAAACGCUUGUAACAGUUGCAAUUAUGAUAUGACGACGUCAUCAGUAUUCUAAAAAUACUAUUGUGAUAUAUGAACAGUGAAAAACAAUGGCUGAAUCGUGUGGAAAGUUUCUACAGCGUUUUCUACCAGUCUUGGGCUGUGUCCUGCUGAUAAAUUUAGUAAAUCAUAUCCCAUUGGCGUCAGCAGAAGGCCAGUGCAUAUGGUAUGGCGUGUGUACAAAUAAGACUGACUUCAAGCAGAGAUACUGCCCGUACAAUGGGCCUGCGAAGCCGAUUGAUGAGGGCGGUCGGACAAUACUCGAGAAGUAUUGCCCGGACAUCGCCGCGGGCGGGCUGACGUGCUGCAAUGCCGACCAGCUCCGGAUUCUGGAGAAGAACAUCGCCAACGCGGGCAUGCUGUUGCGCUGCCCCACUUGUAUGGAGAACUUCCUCAAACACAUCUGCGGGAUGACCUGUGCGCCGGAUCAGAGCAACUUCUUGAAGCCGGUCAAGAUUGAACCUUAUCCAGGUGGAGCAGAAUCCCGGCAAAUAAUCACAGAGAUCGAUUAUCACCUUGGCGCGACUUACAUGAAUACAACCUACACGUCAUGCUCGCAAGUGCAAAUGCCGUCCACCAACCAAGUGGUGAUGGACUUAAUGUGCGGCUCCUACGGCUCGACUUUCUGCACGCCGCAGCGCUGGUUCGACUUCAUGGGAGACGCCGAAGUGCCUCUGGUGCCGUUCCAGAUCAACUACAAGAGCGGAGACGAGCCGAGCGAUGGCUUCAUACCUUAUAACCCUGAGACACAUCCUUGCAAUGUUGGCAGCAAAGGUCAACCCGGCUGCUCGUGCUUCGACUGCGCGGCAUCUUGCCCAGCGCCGCCGACGCCGCCGCCGCCACCGCGUCCCUUCAGUAUCCAUGGCGCCGACGGGUAUGCCGUCGUCAUGGCGAUCGUCUUCGUCAUAUUCACAACGCUGUUCCUAAGCGGGGUGUACUGCUGCAACCAGCCGGAGAAUACUAUUGACGGCUGGACGCGCGCGGCGGAGGCGAGGCGCGGUGGGCCCGAGACGAGUCCGCUGCACAGCCACAGAUCUAGCGUGGCAUCUGAUACGAACCAAGAGAUGGCGUCCAACCCUCGGCCAGCCGACUGGCAUAUCGACCAAGCGGAAGGUGCGGAAAGCGCCACAUUCUUCGAGAAGCUUGGAGCUGAUACUGAGACGAUGCUGGAAGAUUUCUUCCAGUGGUGGGGAACCCUCAUGGCUUCCAAACCCUGGACUGUGCUGUUCAUUGGAUUCUGCGUAAUCGUCGCCCUCGGCCACGGCAUGAAAUACACCCAGCUGACCACAAACCCGGUCGAGCUGUGGGCAUCCCCGCAUUCCCGUUCUCGCAUCGAACGCGAGUAUUUCGACUCCCACUUCGAGCCGUUUUUCCGUACGGAGAUGAUCAUCAUCAGCAGCAAGGGAAUGAAUAAGAUUGAGUAUGAAACGCCGUCGGGUAUUAUGGAAUUCGGGCCGGUGUUCAACUCGACGUUCUUGCUCGAAGUACUUAAACUGCAGAAUGAUAUUAUGGCUCUUCACGGCGCCGACAACACUGGCAUCGAGGAGAUUUGCUUCGCGCCUCAGACGUCACCGUUCACGGGCCCCGUGACGCCGGACCGGUGCACCGUGCAGUCCGUCUGGGGCUGGUGGGGCAACGACGCCGACGAGCUGCUGCAGGACCUGGACGACAACAAGUACCUGGACCGCGUCAUCUCGUGCACCAACAACCCGUACCUCUGCCUGGCUCCGUACGGCGGUCCGGCGCUGCCGGCGGUGGCUCUCGGCGGCUUCCUCGCGCCGGGUGAGCCGCUCACGCCGCGAUCGCGAUUCCACGAGGCGCAGUCGCUUAUUAUUACGCUGCUGGUCAACAACCGACACGAUAAAGCUAAGCUGAAACCCGCUCUGGAGUGGGAGAAGGAAUUCAUCGCAUACAUGAAGAACUAUACAGAGAAUAAUAUGCCUUCGUACAUGGACAUAGCGUACACAUCCGAACGGUCGAUCGAGGAUGAACUAGACAGAGAGUCGCAGUCGGACGUGUCGACUAUACUCGUCUCUUACUUCAUCAUGUUCGCGUAUAUCGCUAUCUCGCUCGGAAGAUUCACGAGCUUCUCGAGGUUGCUUAUUGACAGCAAGGUCACUUUGGGUAUUGGAGGUGUCCUCAUCGUCCUAGCAUCGGUUGUCUGUUCGGUGGGAUUAUUCGGUUUCGCCGGCGUCCCAGCCACACUUAUCAUAGUGGAAGUGAUACCCUUCUUGGUACUGGCUGUAGGCGUGGACAACAUCUUCAUCCUCGUGCAGACCAACCAACGCGAGGGUAGGCGGCCCGAUGAGACGGUUGCUGAACAUAUUGGGAGGACGCUGGGUCAAGUAGGCCCGUCAAUGUUGCUGACGUCAGCAUCCGAGUGCGUGUGCUUCUUCCUCGGAGCCCUAUCCGAUAUGCCGGCCGUGCGAGCCUUCGCUCUCUACGCGGCCAUGGCUCUAUUAGUGGACUUCCUGCUGCAAGUCACUUGCUUCGUGGCCCUGCUGGCUAUUGAUACGAGGAGGCAGAACGACAACAGGUUCGACGUGCUAUGUUGCAUGCAAGGCAAGAAGUGCGACGACGCGGCCGCCGGCGGCGAGGGCGCUCUGUUCAACUUAUUCAAGCAGAUCUACGUUCCCUUCCUGAUGAAGCGCGAAGUGCGUGCGUCCGUCAUGAUCAUAUUCUUCGCGUGGCUGUGCUCCUCGGUCGCGGUGGCGCCACACAUAGAGAUUGGUCUCGACCAGGAACUCUCGAUGCCUCACGACAGUUUCCAGCUGAAAUACUUCCAAUACCUGAACAAGUAUCUUAACAUCGGACCGCCAGUUUACUUCGUGAUCACAGAAGGACUGAACUACUCGGAUACGGAUACUCAGAACAUGAUAUGCGGGACGCGGUACUGUAGGGAAGACAGUGUUAUGCUGCAGCUGUAUUCGGCUACCCGCACGCCCAAUGAGACGUAUCUGCUUCAGCCGCCUAACUCGUGGCUGGACGACUUCUUCGACUGGGCUUCUAUCGGCGAGUGCUGUAAGGUGUUCCCAGGGAAUAACAGCUACUGUCCUCAUACUCACGACGACUGUGACCAAUGCCACAUCCCACUGGUGGGCGCGGAGCAGCGGCCCAACGCCAGCGCCUUCCGCCACUACGUGCCGUUCUUCCUGCAGGACAACCCCGACGAGAGCUGCGCCAAAGGAGGCCACGCGGCCUACGGAAAUGCUGUCAACUACCACAUGAUGAAGAAUCUAAGCGAGGCUAACAUUGGAGCUACAUACUAUUCAGGCUUCCACACUGUACUGAAGACGAGCGAAGACUACUAUUCUGCGUUACGCGGCGCGCGAAACGUGGCCGCCAAUUUGACAGAAACUCUCAACCGCAACUUGAAGGAACUGGGCAAGAACACAACAGUGAACGUGUUCCCAUACUCCGUAUUCUACGUGUUCUACGAGCAGUACCUCACCAUGUGGCCCGACACGCUCAAGUCCAUGGGCAUUUCCGUGCUGUCCAUCUUCAUCGUCACCUUCCUGCUGAUGGGCUUCGACCUGUUCUCCGCGCUGGUGGUGGUGAUCACGAUCACAAUGAUAGUGGUGAACCUCGGCGGACUGAUGUACUGGUGGGGCGUUAGCUUGAAUGCCGUUUCUCUGGUCAAUUUGGUGAUGGCAGUAGGCAUAGCCGUGGAAUUCUGCUCGCACUUAGUGCACAGCUUCAGUACGGCGGGCGGCGGGUCGCGCGUGGCGCGCGCGGCGGCGUCGCUGGCGCGCAUGGGCUCGUCCGUGCUGUCCGGCAUCACGCUCACCAAGUUCGGAGGGAUCAUCGUGCUGGGCUUCGCCAAGAGCCAGAUCUUCCAGGUGUUCUACUUCCGGAUGUACCUGGGUAUAGUUUUAGUGGGCGCGGCGCACGGGCUCAUCUUCCUGCCCGUCAUGCUCUCCUAUAUCGGCUCCCCCGUCAAUAAACAGAAGCUGGCCAAUCAGAUCCUGCGCGGGAAAGAGAUGGGCGUCGCGGAAACCUCGCUCACACGAGUAAGAGACGGCUCCAGCCACCCAUAUGUAUAUGUACAUAGCAGUUUGAAGGUACCACGCGUCUAGCGUGCGCUUGGAACUAACGAGAAUGAACUUUAACCCUAUUGAAUAGAGACCAAAAUGAAACGCGAUGUUUCGGUGGAUGAAACAAUUUUGAUACUUGUUUUUUUAUGCUGUUGGCUUCUGGGUCAUUAUAAACUCAAGCCGUUGUCUAUAGAUCUAGCUUUGCAAUAUCAAUUGAACAUUCUCGUUAUGUUUUCUCUGCUAACGACACACGAAAAAAAAACAACAGUAGUUGCUGAUUUGUUCGUGUGCGUAAGCCUUUUGUAGCGGGAAGGCUGGCAGUGGUUCUAGGAGUAUUAUUUUAUUCGCCUAGCUUAAUAUCUAGUUAAUCCAGUAAAUAAUAUAAAUAUCACGAUUUUUAACUUAUGUUUUUUAUAAAAUUAAUAUUAAAAGUAUCAAGAUCACGCGAAUUUUAAUGUCGUGUAUCUGAUUUAUAUUAAUGUAAUUGCGUCGAUCAUAUCGACCGAAUCCUAAUAGCUGUGUAGCCUUACUGCCGAGUCUUGUGGUGCUCACACACUGGAUAGGGACUCGUGUUACCUUGAUAUAGCGUAAAUGUGCAGGAAGAGGUAUUUU
This is a messenger RNA of Ostrinia nubilalis (European corn borer), 4768 nucleotides long. It is a transcript of the gene Npc1a, whose product is annotated as NPC intracellular cholesterol transporter 1. Lineage: Eukaryota; Metazoa; Arthropoda; Insecta; Lepidoptera; Crambidae. Gene Ontology annotation, cellular component: plasma membrane. The transcript has 25 exons. Gene Ontology annotation, biological process: intestinal cholesterol absorption; cholesterol homeostasis. Bases 173 to 4198 code for a protein of 1341 amino acids. Gene Ontology annotation, molecular function: cholesterol binding; lipid carrier activity. The record is from RefSeq and is a predicted model, not a curated record.